Mycena citricolor is the source of this 1988-nucleotide messenger RNA. The record is from the annotation of a GenBank genome assembly. NCBI's taxonomy places the organism in Eukaryota, Fungi, Basidiomycota, Agaricomycetes, Agaricales, Mycenaceae.
GAUCCGAUUGAUGCUUCAAUGGCUGCAGACUUAUUUCGAACUACUUCCAAUUGAAAAACAUCCCGCCGGCUUCUUCCUCCUGUCCUCCCCCUCGAUCUUCCCACCCUUACUGUCCACCGAUCCCCGGCGCAAAUUGCACAGUGUCUGUAUGAUUCAUGAGGUGGGGUGUCUGUCGCUGCCAUAUGUUCCCGAGCACCUCUAUUAGUCAUUUACGCUCGGCUUGAAUCAAAUAUUCUGCCACGGCGGGCUAGACCAGAGGAGAGGGGACACUAAGUCAAGGGCCUUCACUUCCCUGCCUUGACCAGCCGAAUCCAGCACAAGUUCCAACUAUACACAGGUCGACCCUGACCCGGCACUCGUGCGGGCGAUGGGAGGCGAUGCCUAUCGCGCGCGCGAGUGACCGUCCCUGGCUCCGCGCGCGUUUUCCGCCACCCGGUCAAAUCGUGCUUUCCUCUCUCUCCCGAAAACCAAUUACCAGAGAUGGAUGAGAUGGGUGUAAGACGGCCCAGGGACAUGACACGCAUAAGAAGCUCUUGCUGUGCAUAUAUCAUGUCUUUCGCGUGUCGUCCGUCUCUGGAUCCCCGGCGCGCAGUACUACAUAUACGGCUCGAGCUAGGCUCUGCUCCGCUAUAGAUGGCGUACACGAUCUUCCCGAGUCUCCCCGUCCAGGCGCUCAUCGCCGUCGUCCAUCUCGUUGGCAUGACGAUCAUCUCCAUCUUCCUCGCGCUGCGCGUCUCCGAAUGCGGGCCCUUCUCUUGGAGCAGCUUCAGUCCCUCGGUGGUCAGGAGGACGCUGGGGGAGGUGUUCUCGCCCCGCACGUACACGCUCCUUGUAUUUCUUACGUCCUAUCUCUUUCUCUUCGUCUCAAGUUUCCUAAUAUUCGGUCUCGGGCUACAGCUCGACGCCGCCUCGUGCGGGUCUGCGAUCUACCUCUGCGUGACGUUCUACACGACGUCCAAGGUGCUCAUAUACAUCUUCCUGUCGGAGCGUGUGCACAUCGUGUGGGACACAGGCACAGAGCGCGUGCGGUCUCCCGUUUAUCUCGUGUGCGCGGUCACUGUGGCGAUGUAUGUCGGAGUAGUGGUCGCUGUGUUCGUCGGCCGCAUCGAUGAAUUUAGGGCGGGUGACGGUGCAUGUGUGAUUGGGCUCAAGACCGUCGCGUCUAUUCCGCUCCUUUCCUACGAUCUAUACGUUAACAUUCUUUUAACGGGACUUUUCCUAUACCCGAUCUUUCGCUCAAGCAGGCGAAACCCGCGGCUGCGGCGCGUUGCCAUCCACACCGUAGUAGCAGCAGGGAUCGCCCUCUCCACGUCGACAGUCAACAUUGCCGUCCUGACCGUCAUGCAUGGGCGACAACUUGGGUGGCUGUGUCUUACCAACUGCGCGACCGACGUGAUCAUCAACUCGGCGGCGCUCUUCUGGGUGACGUCCCGCCCCAGCGCGUCCGACAUGGACUCCGAUCCGCAGUUGGCCGACGUCGAGGUGGACGUGUCGAUCAAUGUGAACGAACCCGACCCCGAGCGCACGACCACCGCAAAGAGCAGGACCGGGGCGCAGCCGCAGCGGAGUACGCAUCUUCUUACGAGUAUCGUGCGGAGCUUUCGUGGCACGUCGCUCAAGUCCGACAGCAGCAGCAGGAGGAGCAGCAGUAGUUUCACCAUGCCCUCCAUGACGGAGGUCGAGAUACACGUUUCGACGCAUUCGUCCGUCGAGUCGCACCCUUUACCACGGAACCUAGCUCAGCUAGAGAUGGCGAGAGUGUGGCAGCAACAGCGGCACCACGGAAUUUGACGGGACGGGAUCACCUGGGAUACUUAUACAUAACAUAAUAGCAUACUCAAGAGGGAGAUGUUUUAUAGAUGUAAGAAUGAAGUGUAAUACUCCGGAUGCAAAAUGGACUAUACCGGAGUCGAACCGAUGACCUCCCGCAGACACUCUAGUGCGAAGCGGACGCGCUACCAACUGCGCUAACAGCCCUUGCCGGCAGC